This is a messenger RNA of Drosophila nasuta, 6595 nucleotides long. Its product is annotated as UPF0047 protein YjbQ-like. NCBI's taxonomy places the organism in Eukaryota, Metazoa, Arthropoda, Insecta, Diptera, Drosophilidae. The transcript is spliced from 5 exons. The record is from RefSeq and is a predicted model, not a curated record. The coding region runs from base 790 to 1383 and encodes 197 amino acids.
GAAAACUUAGCGCACACGCAUAACUAAAAAGACAGAAAGAAGAAGCAGCAGUAGAGCAGUGAGAGAGCGAGCGCAUCCAAUUGGACUGUCAGACGGACGCGCACCACUUUCUGCUUAGUGCGAAUAAUAUAAAAAAGCAAAAUAAAUUGAAAGCGCAAAAGCAAAGCAAGCAGCAAAGUUAAAGUGCAACACAAGAAAAGUGCUCAAAAGUAAAAAUAAUAAUAAUAAUAAAGCCUCAUCCCAAUUGCGUGUGAGGUGUUCGUGCGUAUGUGCUAGUGAGUGUAAGUGCGUGCGUGUGUCAAAGAGAGAGUGAAAGAGAAAGAGAGAGACACCUCUCUGUGUGCUCGUGAGUCGCCAAAAAAAAGAGUCGUCACAACGUCGUCCGCAAAACCAACGACAUCAGCCGCUGCUGCUGCCGCCGCCGCUUCCGCCGUCGUAUCCAACUCCUCCUCCUCGACCCCAGCAACAGUCCAAAGCCAAAGCUCCAAGGUUAAACGCCAGACAUCGGCACAUAGUCCGCCACCAACAGGAGCAGCAGUAACCACUACAACAACAACAACAACACGCAGCGGAGGAAGGAGCGGCCAGCGACGUCGCAGUAGCAGCAGUAAUCCAAACGCCGGCAACACGAAAGCGACCAGCGGCAGCGGUGGAGCUGGCUGCGCCGGCGUCGCUGGUGGCGGUGGUGCGGGCGGUGGCGGGGGCGGUGCUGGCGGUGGUCAAGCCACCAACAUUAAGCAAAGCGUUAGCCGCAACAGCAACAUACGCAGCAGCUCCUCCAAUAGCACCAUGGCAUCAGCAGCGAAUCAUCAUCGUGGCGGACGCAGCGGCGCUGGAGGCGGCGUCACUGGCGCUGGCGGCGCUGCCGAUGGCAAUGCGGCCGGCUUGCAGUUUGGCUCCGCCUGGUUUCAGCGCAAAAUCAAUCUAAGGCCGCAGCAUCGCGGCGUUCAUUUGGUCACCGAGGAGAUCCUUCGACAGAUGCCCGAACUGACGCAAUUCUCUGUGGGAUUAUGUCAUAUGCAAAUUCUUCACACCUCGGCGAGUUUAGCGUUAAACGAGAGCUGGGAUCCAGACGUCAGAGACGACAUGGAAAUGAUGUUGAAUAAAAUAGUUCCCGAAGGUUUGCCCUACAGGCAUUCGUGCGAAGGACCCGACGAUAUGCCCGCACACGUGAAGGCCUGCUUCUUGGGCAGCUCACUGACAAUCCCCAUUACCGAUGGCAAACUCUCGCUGGGCACCUGGCAGGGCGUUUGGCUGUGCGAGCAUCGCGAUCAGGCCGGCAGCCGCAAGCUGGUGAUCACGUUAACCGGGUGUCCACGGGAACAAGCCGCCGUACGCAGUCCGCUGUCACCCGUCUCGCCCAUCGCGAGCACGUCCAGUUAGGGGCGGCCUCGCUCCACCCGCGACAGCCGGUAAUCGCGGGGGAGCGACAAUAAUGACAUCAUUUCGUCGAGGAAGUUGAUUUUACAAAAGAAUUUAGCUAGGGCAACCGCACAGCAGCGAGCAGCGGCCGUCAUUGCCGCUGGACGUGGCUUAAUUGGCGCAACAGCAUCCGCAACGGCACCAGCACCGCCGACACCAACAACAUCCACAUCGAGUGGUGCACAAUCAGGAGCCGUUGCCACCAACAACACCACUGGCGUUGCCGUUGAUAGCAAAACGGCGCGUCUGCUGUUGCGACAGCGUCUCCAUUUGAAUUUGAAUUUGAAUGUGACGGAGACGCUGCAGGAUGGCGUUGAUAUUGAUGAUGUUGAUGAGGAUGUCUGCGACUAUGAUUACGAUGAUUACGAUGACAAUAACGAACAGAUUUCAGUUCAGUUUGUCAGCAGCAGUCUUGAUGUCGCAGAUGUCGUCGAUGCUCAGGGCAGUGGGCGUCGUCGUGUUGGUGGUGAUAAUAUACAAACCGUCACAACAGUGCCUCAAACCAAACAACAACAACUAAGACAUAAGAUCACUACAGCAGCAGUAACAACAACAGCAACAACAACUACAACCAGCUCAUCAGCAGCAUCAAGUGCAUUAGCUAAAUUCAAUCGCAUUAUCGACUCUGUAAAUCUGGAACCACAUCGAGCCUCAGCAGCGUUUAGUAGCGCAACGCUGCAGCAACGCUUAGCGUUGGCCUAUCCAGAGUUGCAGCAGCCGCAGCAACAACAACAGCAGCAGCAGCCAAGUGAUAUGCGACAAAUCGACAACCUCCCACGUAGCACAAGUCGUGGCAUUGCCGCCGUUAGCACUCCAUUAACAUUGCAAGCACUAGACACAAUAAAAACCAAGACGGCGGCAAUGGAAAUGCAACAAAGACAAAAAGAACAGCAACACGACGCCGCUGAUCAAACGAAACGAAAUGAUGUGCAUUAUUUGUUGAAACAGUUAAAUAGUUUUAGUGAUAUAGAAGAAAUAGAAAUUGUUGAUAUGAAGCAAAGAGAGCAGCAACAGCGACAACAGCAGCAGCAACAAAAGCAGCCGCAGCAGCAGCAGCAGCGGCAACAACGCACAACCAAAGCCGCUGCAGCCAGCUCCUUGGAGCUGAUGCCCAUGUCCUCAUCCAUGCUGCCCAUACCGGGCUCUCCGUCGACUCAGUCGCACAAGGGCAACUUUAUGGUGGGCAACGGCGAGGGCAGCGAUGCGGCUGUUGCACGUCUGCAGUUCGAUGAUUAUUUAUUUGAAUCCUGCCAUUACCUGGAGACAAACUACUUUGCCGCUACCUAUCGCACUGCCAUGGUCGAGAGUUGCUCCCACGAGUUUCGCCCCUCGACCACAACGCCAACGAGCACACGAUCCGAUUGCUUUGAGCUCCACGAACUGGAGCCACCAAGUGUCAUUUGCAAGGCAGCUCCACCACCGCUGAUGGCAUCUCCAUCACCGCCGCCGUAUCAAGCGGAGGUGCGCAUGACCACCAGCGGUGUGCAGACCGAACUGACGGUCGAUUCGUUGGCGCAGCUCAGUCACAAUGGCAGCUCGGGCAGUUCGGGUUCAGGUGGCAGCGGCAGUAGCAUGCCACGUGUGCCGCCCUUUUUUCAUAUGCUGUUACACGCCCAUCGAUCGAUGGCGUGCCAGGCGAAUGGGCGCGGCACAGCGUGCCGCCGCCAAACAUGCUGGCAACCCAGAGAAGAAUGGACAUGCUGUCUGACAGCCGACAAAUAAAACUGACAGCCAGCCAAGGCAAAGACUCACAUCAUCUGACAGUCUCACCGAGAGAAAGAAAGAGAGAGUAGAGUGCUGUGUGCUAUUUCAUUUGCGAUAUCAACAAGAGAUUCCAUUUCGAAGACAGUCGUUUAAUAUAAUUACUUACAAUCACACACAAACGUACACGAAUCAUCCAGAACACUUGCGAGAUGCGCAACGAGUGCACUUUCUUAACGAAUGAUUAAAAGAUACAGACAGAUGAUGUUAUAAAAAAAGGAAAAGGUGAAUACAGUACUCCAAUUAACUGUAUCCGUGAGUCCUUCGUUUAUUAAAAACACUCGUUGCGGUUCGUGCAAAUAUAUUUCCGUUUCAGAACUCAAUUUACAGAAACUACACAAAAGUAACAAAGUCAGCAGACAAUAUUUACCAUUCUUCAAAGAAUUCUAUAAUCAAUUCUGUUGGCUAGUUUGAUUUUAUGCCUUGCAUGAAUAAUAACUGCCAAGUUUGAAAGCUCUACUUCUUAUAUUUGCUGAGAUGAACGUGUUUAAACAGACGGACGGACAGACAGACAGAUCAUACAUUUUUUUUUGUAGCUUUGUUCCCCCAUUUUCAGAGGGCACAGGGUAGAAAUAGAAUGAAUGGAAAAUACAAUAAACAAUUUGAUAGACUAAAAUCGCAAAUCAUUUCGAAAGUGUUGUAUAAAUAAUGAAAUGCAAAAAUUUAAACGAUAUGUAAUAAUAAUAAUAAUAAUUAAAUUGUAAUUGUUUCAAUAAACUAAAAUACCAAUAAUAUGAAAUGCUAAAUAUUGUUAACGAAAAAGCGCAAACCAAAAGCAAAAACCAAAUUGUAGCCAGCAGCAGAGCAAAGUUUGCGAAUUAAAAAAAGACAUGAGACAGUGAGAGCUUGUAUAGUAAGUUGUUAAAACAAAUAAUUGCAAAAAACCAAAACGCAUAAUUAAUAAUACUAAUUUGUUAACUGAACCGAAGAAGCGUAGACGCCAAAUCCAAUUUGAUAAUGUCAAUUUUUUUAUGUAUCAUUUCUUGUGUCCGUAUCGUCUGUAAGAUAAUCCUCCAAAAAUAUCAUAGAAGAAUUCAUUUUGAUUUCCAUUGAAACCAACACACACACAUGGCAAUUGUUACAUCAAUUAACACACUAUAUAGCAUAACAAUAUUAUUUUCUUUGUUAUACAAAAUAUGGAAUUGUUAGAAUUAAAUUUUCAGUUGUCCCUUUGUUUAAAUUAGUUACUUUGUGAAGUUACACCCCAGAAGCAAUAUUAGUUUUAUAUUAAACUUGUAAAACAUGUAGAACUUGUCAAUUUUGUUCGUAAUGCAAGUAAACUAUAUUCCAUGAAUUAACAUAAACAAAAAUAUAUAACAUAUAAAUACAUAAACAUAAUAUCACUAAGCUUAAUGAUGAAAUCGACACGCGCUUCAGUUGAACCGAUUUGAAACACAAUAAAAACUAAAUUGAUUUAAUUGAUGAGUUUUAUUGAGUUAAAUGAAAUACGAAAUACAGCCUUACAUUUUAAUUGGGCAUAUCAAAACUAUGCUAUCACAAACAUUAUUGGAAAGCUAGCAAAUAGUGAAAGUAAUUUCAGGUUUUUCAGCUCAGUUCUUCCAAAAAAAACAACACACAAAAACCAACUUUAAUAAUUAAUAAAUGAUACGAGCAAAUGAUAAACAUAAUAUGAUAAAUAAAAACACACUCAAAAGAAACCAAACAAAUGCCUUUUACAUGCCCACUCGUACACUAAUGGUAAAUAAAAAAUAUAAAUACAAAACGAAAUGAAAUAAAACAUCAAAUAAAAAUAAAAAAAACAACAUACUCUAAGCUAAGCAUUAAAUGAAACAACAUGUUAAUCGAGCAUAAUAAUCGAUUGGGAGGGGAAGACGUUCAGUUAAAUUUCAUAUAAAUUAAUGUGCAAUAUUAUUAACAACAUGUUGACUGUUGAACGAAUGAAUGAAUGGCAUAACUUGUUGAAACAAACAAUUGUUAAUUGUGGCUAGAAGUUAGCAAUUAAAUAAUAUCUAUUGUUGUAUGUUUUAUUCUGAUGCGCACGAAAUAUAAUAUAACUAAUAAUAAUAACUACAAUAAUAAAUAAACUAAUUCAUACAAAAUACAAAUUACAUGCAAUGAAAAAAUGUAGCUAAUGGUAAAAUUUUUGUAAACUUUUUGAUAUGUGAUGAUGAUUUGAAUAAAUUAAAACCACAAAAAACAAAAAAUGAAUAUGAGAAUAAUAAAAAAUUGCAUAACUUAGCCAUAGAUAUUUAAACUAAUACCAAAAAAAAAAAAACAUAAAAUUGAAAAAAAAUGUAGCGCAACGCAAAUUUAGAGCAUAAUUAAUAUGAACAAAAAUGCUAGUUAAAGUAUGUUAAGGGAAAUGGAGAAAUGAAAAACUUGUUAUACAAUAAGUGUAGUCUCGGCAAGCCGAUGCACAUCGCUGGCCCCUCCCCUCUCCUGUUCCGGAUCGGGUAUUAAAACAGAUCUUUUGAUUUGUAUUGAACGAUUGUUCUGUAAUUAAUCGAAAGUGUUUCGUUUUCUUUUUUUUUUUAAUUAAAGUUUCAAAUUGUGCAGGAUAUUGAGGAGGGGCUUUAUCUAGCAAUAUUCAUGGCAAUUCAAUUGUAUUAACGACAUUGAUAAAUCUGAAAGUGUAAGCAAAUAAUUUAGCGAGCAUUUUGUAGGAAAGUGUAGUUAAAAACUAUAUAUAUAUAGACAUAUAUAUAUAUAAUAAUUAUUAUCAAAUUGAAUAGUAAAUUUAUGUGCAUAAGUAGCGAAAUAUUCAAUUGUAAAUAUAUUUUUAAUGUACACGAUAUGUUUUUCGGUUUUUCGACCAAAACUAACAAUUGUUAACGAAGUUAAUUUCCACUAUUGCAAUAUUAGAUUCAUUAUCAUUUGGUCUCUAACAACAAAUUGUUGAAUAACAAAUUGACACACCCCAUCACCAUGAUUCACACACACACACACACACACACACACAUUUACACACGAAAAAGCUUUAAAUAAUUUAAUUACAAAAUACAUUAUAAAUAUGAACAGUAAUAAUUUUGAUAUCAUUAUCAUUGAUAAAUUCCAUUGUAGAUACGUACUUGUAUUGAGACAAAUUAAUAAAUUAAUUAAUUAACUAGCCAGCUAAGUCAAUGUCGCCUAAUGUGAGUUCUAUAAGCAUAAAUAAAAACAAGUACAUAUAAUAUUACAAUAAUUAAAAACACUCAUACACAUUCACACAUUAAAACUACAACCAAAAAAAAAACGCAACUACUUUUCAAAUAAAAGCAAAAACAAAACCUAAAAAAAUUUAUAAAAAUAAAAUACAUACAUAUAUGCAAAAACUGAAACAGGCCAGAAAAACCACAAAAACACUCGACGACACUCAACAUCCACAACAAGAAAAACAACUGACAAAACACAAAGCUUUUAUAAAACUAUUUGAAUAUAUAUUAAAAAGAAAAAACAAAAAAAAAAAUAAUAA